GUCAUCUAGAUUCUUAUUAUUUCUAUGACUAUAUUUUACGCGCGCGUCGUCUGUUUUGUCAAGUUUCAUUGAACGCAACUAUUUCAAUUGUUUCGAGUAUAGUCACAUUUUCCUCAUGUUUAUGCUUGAGAACGCGUGUCGUGUGAUUUGAAUUUGCUCAUUUCCGAAGGGGACAGUCGUCAGGUGUACAAUGAUUGUCCCGAGUUUUUUUCUCAACUAGUUAUUCCGUAUUUCGUAUUUUGUUUUUAAUUCAUUUUCGCAAUUGGCCAUAUCGAACCUGCAAGGGAUCGGGUGCCAUUAAAUACUACGAAGAAGAAUCUGAAUUUGCUGUACCUUUACAAGCAUUAUUUUACAUUUAUUCUUUACUAUUUUAAGAAAAAGAUUUCUCAUAAUUUUGAUGAUGGAUACAGUUACGGCUUGCUCGGUUACUGAUGUAACAGAGGUCGAUUCGCAGAACGAUCUUAGCGAAAAAGAGCAUUCUGUCAGUAACAAUGAUUCAGAUGUUUCGAAGGUACUUUUAAAAAGUAAUAACAAAGAAGAAGUGCAUAAGGAGAACGUUGAAGAAAACUUGAAAAAUGUUUGCAAUACUACAUUGUUCAAUGGUAAUGUGGAUAACAAUCGUGAAAAGUUACAAAUUAUUGAAAUCACAAAUCUGGCUGAUGAUAACUAUCAGGAUAAUGGACUUGAAGUCGAUAAAUAUGGAGAAAAUAAAUUAAGAGCUAAUGUUACAUUCAUCAGUGAGGAUGAUGUUAACAAUACUACUAAAAACAGAUUCUUGGCCUCUGUAGCUAGUGAUUCUGAAGAAGAAACUAAUAAUUACGAAAAGUUGGAUGAUAACAAUGCUGAAAAAUUACAAAUUAUUGAAACCUCAAAUUUGCCUGAUAAUUAUCAAGACAAUGGAAUGAAUCUUGAUAAACUUAAAGAAAAUAAAUUAAGAGCUAAUGUUACAUGCAUCAGUGAGGAUGAUGAUAAUACUACUAAAAACAGAUUCUUGGAUUUUGUAGAUAGUGAUUCUGAAGAAGAAACUAAUAAUUAUGAUAAAUCUGUCACUACUAAUGUGAAGCAUAUUCCUGAACCGUCUGAAUAUUUACAAAUUGCAAAAUAUAAAAAGAGGAAUAAAAGCUUGAGAAUAAUAGACAGCGAAUCUGAAGAUGAUAUAAAAACGAACAGUGCUGAUGACUCUCCUGAAACAAUUGAAGAAACUGAUACCAGUAUUCUAAUAGAUUCCAAGUCUAAAGGAAAACAAAAGGAAGCAGGUCACAAAUCUGUUGAUGGUGAUAUAUCUAAAAAGGAUGUUAAAGAAAAUUCUAUUAAAAAGCGAAAGGGAUCUAUAAGAGCUUCUAAGAAUGAGGCAAUGCGUCAGAUACACAGCGAGAGCCAACGUUUAUUACGAGAAACAAGAAUUUCUUUACCGUAUCAUAGACCGAGACAGCGGACAUUAGAAGAGUUUCUAAAUAGAAAAAGGUUGAUUCUUCCAAAGGGUGGGUCGAUGGCUAGAAAAAUGAAAACGUCAGCACUGUUAGUAAGUCAAGUGAUAGAAGAACGACAAAAAGAACAUUUUUUCUCAUCUUCGGAUUCGGAGGAUGAGAUGGAACACCUUAAUAGUAAAAGUACUACUAGCAAAGAAAAGAGCAGCAGCCGAGAUAAAUCUGAUGCACUACCUCAACCGACGUCAAUCGAACGCAAUCAAGAUCUUCAGAGAUCCUGUGUAUCAAGAAAAUUAUUUGAUCCGGAUUGCAAGAAUACAACGAGCGAGAUUUUCGACGACAGUCACGAUGAACAAGAAUCAACAGAGCAGAUAAUUGAAGCUAUUUUUACUGCUUUGGAUGCAGAAAAAUCUGUUACCGAUGAGAAGAAGCAAGAUGUUAAUGAGAUACGUGAUGAUGAGGAAGUGGGUGAAGAACUUCGAAGCAAGGAACGUGCGACGAGCGAUGCUACAUCUUCAACGUCUAACGAUUGCAUCGUACAAAAUAAUGAAAAUAAUGGAAGACAAACUGAUUGCGUUGAAGUAACCGACGUAUCACAAUCUGCGAUUUCAGUCGGUGACACUCCAUCGGAAAGUCGAAUUGAUGCUUCAGCAGAGGAAGAUGAAACGUCUGACGGUCAUGUACUUGGUUUGCCACUUCCAACGUUCGCAGAUGACAUUGUGACAGAUAGGGACAGACUACUACCAGAAUUUAUACCAGAUAAAGUUACGUUGAAAGGCUCGCCGGGUACGAUUAUAGACCUGACGCACGACGUGAAGCCGAACAAGAAGGGUGUGAACGCUUUGUUAGAUAGAUUUUUUAGCAAGCACUUUACGACGAAGAAGAAGGCUGAUGAUAAUGAGUCUGAAGUAACUGUGAUACGCUUGCAAGACACUGAAAACGGUCCCGUCCCAAUCAAGGAGGCACUGCCAUAUAAAUUAUCUCCUAUUGAUGAGCAUCCUGAGUUAAGUAAGCCGGGAGUCCAACGACGACGCUUACAAGAGGAUCUAAAACUGCAAAUGACCUUGAUAAGCAACGAACGGUGGAAACAGAAAAUGACGGAACAAGAAGUGGAAGAGAAGAAAACCUGGGACGAGGAGGAAGAGAGUGAUUAUGAUUUCGAUGAGCAAGAAAAAGCGAAGAAUCUUGAGUUGAGUGAGAGCGGAGAGAGUGAACCCGAAGAGGACGAUGUUUGUCUGGAGGAUAAAAAAAGGAGGAAAUGUCUAUUUGCAGAUGACGAGGCUGAGGUUACGGAUGACGAGGGUUCGAAUAUCGGUGCACAGGAAGCAGACAACGAAAGUGAUACGGAUCGAGAAAUAGAGACCGAUCAAGAAGAAGAAGAAGAAAGAGAACAUGAAGAUUUAGAUGCAGAUGUAGAGGAUAAAAGUGAACCUGAUUUUCAAGGCACUGAUAACACUCGUACAAAUAUUGUCAAAAAUAAAAGAGAUAAAGAAACGAAAGAAUUAAUGCAUGAAUUUCAAGAUCUAUCGGACAUGGAUGCGAAUGAUCUGGAAAACGAAAGUGAUCCAAUCAAGAAUAUUAUGACGAAUGUAGAUGCGUCUAAGAAACAUUCUGAAGGCAGUGACUCGAUGAGCGAGGAUGAGUGGAAUACACCCGUUCGUCAGCAGAACAUAGAAGUCUGUACAAAAAGCCAGACGUGUAAAACACCUUUGGUAAAGACGAGCAUGCUCGAUUUUGUUUCUCCUAUAACGCAGUUAAGUGUAUUGAAUACUACCUUGGAUUCUGUCAAGAAGGAUUCGCCAGAGAAGAACAAGUAUAUGGUUGAUAAACAUGAAUCUAUUUCUAUGGAAAGUACGCAGAAUGACGAGUCCUUCGAGCAUGCAAGCGGCAUUCGAAGCAAAACUAUUUCGAAGAAAAGACUGUUUGACGAUAUCGGGGAAGAAACUAUCGAUGACGAAUAUCUUAUGAAGUUGUGUUCGGGUAAAUUUGAGUCUAUGCCAAGCGCUGAUCUGAGUUUAAAAGAUCCUUCCUCGCAAUUUGAUGUCACUAGAUCAUCGCAGUUGUCCGAGCUGUUCUCAGGAAAUUUAAAUACAAAAUCAGCUGAUGUCAAACAAUCGAAAACAAUCGAAGAAACAGACAACGAAAUCUCUCGAAGUAUGAAAGUAAUGUUGGCUGAAGAUUCCAAUAAGUCUGUAAAUUGUGCGGAAGAAAAAGAAGUUAGUGCGACGGAUUCGAAGCUAAAAUUAACGAUUGCUUCUUCAGACGAUGACGAUCAAUUGGAUAAUGCUGAUACAUUAUUUAAACCCAAGAGACGUUCAAUGAAAAAAUUGAUUUUAUCUGAUUCAGAAGAAGAAGAAGAUGCACAGAAAUCCUACGAUGAAGAGAGCGAUAAUGCAGAUAACGAAAAUGCAGAACAAUAUGUAUAUUACGAUUCCGAAGAGAACGAAAUGAUAAUUGCACCAGAAAAAGACAUUAAAAAAGUCGCAGCUGAUUUUCUGGAGGAAGAAGCCGAAUUAAGUGGAAGUGAUUGGGAUUCUGUCGAUGAGGACGAAAAAGAUUUGGAUAAACUAGAAUUUGAAGACGGUGACGAUGAACAUAUAGACGAACAUAAAGUGAGAGACGAAUUGGGGAAGAUUCAUAUGAAACAGAUGUUGGACGAGGAUAAGAGAGAAGUUAGAUUGCUUAAAGAAUUAUUAUUCGAGGAUGGAGACUUGCACACGGAUGGAACAGGCCGCGAGCGCAAAUUUAAAUGGCGGAAUAUAGAUAAAAUAGAAGAUAACGAACAGUUUCGAGUACCUGAUGAAAACGAUGGCUGGGUGGACGAGCAAGAAGAUGAAGAAGAAGCAAAGUGGAGUAAAUUCAGACGCGAGAGGGACAAGUUUAUUGAAGAGAGAAAGCAAUGUUCAAGUACUGAUGUUGAAGACGAUUUACACGACAGUAAGAUGUUUAAACUCGGAGUGGAGGCACUUAAAAAAAUUGAAAACGAUAAGUUAAAAAAACAACAAGACGUUUCUUCUGAUAGAAUAGACGCCUCUGAAGAGAUGGAACCAAUUAUGCCACGGAGCAUGACGGAUCUCUUAGGUGGAUCAAUUAUGGGAAAGAAGUCUCAGAAGUUACACAAUAUUAUGAAGAAACGUUCCUACUUAGCGCGAGGAGAACAGUCACUGGCAAGACUAGCUUCGCUGGCAAAGCAAGGUGAUUCUAUUUCACACAUGGUAAACUCGCGAAAAUGUGUCUUCCAAUAUGUUGAGCCACGCACAAAUGAUAUGUCUAAUGCAGAGGUGAAAACUGGAGAAGAGGAUCAGGCAUCGCAAGAUAGGCCUCAAAAGAGAAAGAACACGUCAGAUUUUCCACUAGCAACAAAGAAAAGGCGAAAAUAGAAGUGUCCCUUGAAGAGCAAAAAUAAUUUAAUCUAACUCUUCCACGUUUUUAAACUCUCAUUGAGUUAUACAUGUACAAAUGAAUUAUUAUUUUUGGAAAUAUAUAAAAAUGUUACAUAUAAAAAA
This is a messenger RNA of Ooceraea biroi (clonal raider ant), 4933 nucleotides long. Its product is annotated as claspin. The record is from RefSeq and is a predicted model, not a curated record. Gene Ontology annotation, biological process: mitotic G2 DNA damage checkpoint signaling; activation of protein kinase activity; mitotic DNA replication checkpoint signaling. NCBI's taxonomy places the organism in Eukaryota, Metazoa, Arthropoda, Insecta, Hymenoptera, Formicidae. Gene Ontology annotation, molecular function: anaphase-promoting complex binding.